UCGGGGAACUGUCCACAGGCAGCAGAAAUCAAUGAUGGAUACAGUGGCUGAAGAAAAAAGAAAGAUGAGACUGUCUCGAGCUGAAUAUAAAGGGAUAGCGAAAUGGACAGAGCCGCUGAGACCUACCCGUCAGUGUAUGAAGAUGCUGAAAGAAAGAUUUCCAAAUCACUCGCAGUCCACUCUUCUGAGCAUCUUCUCCCUGGAGUACCAGAAACGAACUAAAAGAACAAUCUCAAGACACCAUGCACCAGAUGUCAUUGAGAGCCACUACCAGAGGUAUCUGAGUGAAGCCAAGGCACAUCCCACUGCUCCUGUCUUGUUGGAGUUGGCCAAUGAGGUGGAUUUGUCUCCUGCACUGAUGGCUCGUAUCAUCCUGGACAGGUUCCUUCAGGACCUGGAGGGUGGAAUGUCUUCUAAAACAGUCCUCAACAGCAUGCUUAAGGAGCCGUCGUUAAUUCCAGACCAGACUUUGGCCAAUAACGUCUACCAAUGCACAAUAAAUGACUGCUGUUAUGGACCGCUGGUAGACUGCAUCAAACAUGCUAUUGGCCAAGAGCAUGAAGUACUGCUGCGUGACAAACUGAAGGAGAGAAACCUUUCCUUUCUAGAUGAAAACCAACUGAGAGCCAUGGGCUAUGACAAAACACCUGAUAUCAUCUUGGAGGUUCCAAUUGCUGUGGAGGGACACAUUGUACACUGGAUUGAAAGCAAAGCCUCAUUUGGAGACGACCACAGCCACCGCAACUAUCUCAAUGAACAGUUCUGGAGCUACUGGAACAGAUUUGGUCCAGGCCUUGUCAUCUACUGGUAUGGUUUCAUUGGAGAGCUGGACUGCCAGAGAGACAGAGGAAUCCUACUGAAAGACUGCUUUCCUACAGACAUAGUCACCCUGUGCCAUGCUCCCCAGCAGGACUGAAUGCCACGAGAGCCAUAAGAGGGACAAAGAGUGAGGAAAAAACAGAAACUAAAGAUGGUCGGAUGAAUGGGAGGAAAGCGAGAAGAGCACAAGGAGGUGGGAAGGUUAGGAACAGUAACAGUGAACUGUGCAGGGGUGGAUACCUAGAUCCGGAAGCAAUUUGGCUUUCCUGUAGUGUGAGACUACUGGCACAGCUCUGCCCUGAACUCCAGCUGACCCUCUUUCUCUGUCUGUCUCUACCUUUCUCCCACUCUUUCUGCCGCAAAGCUACCACAUGUAAAUACACACCAACAUUUUGUAUAUCUGACAGCAAAGGGUCAGAUUCAUACCUGUGUGAAAACAUUAUCUUGGAGGCUUUCCUAGUUGUGGUCAACUCCUGGCCCCUGGAUGGCCUCUUGCAAUGGCCAGCCAGGGUGAGAGCCCGGGCCAAAGCAGGACAUAAGGCCCUUCCUUAUCACACCCAGAGCCCUGGCCUUUGUCACUCCUUCCUCCUCCGUUCCAUAGGCAGAUAAGAGAGGUGCGGUCCGGGGGUUGGGUGGACGCCUGUCUCUCACCUGCGUCACUCAGUGCCCUCUCAGUCACUCUCCAGUGGGGUAAACAGGAUCAUUUCUGAUUACAGAUGGCCUCACAGUGACCUUAUUCACUUCACUAAUCUAUUGAAGAGUUUUGGGUUUUUUGUUCUUUUGUUUGUUUAAUUUUUUUUUUAAUUUCAUUUUAAAAUUUCAUCACAAAAUUAUUAGCAAUGCUAUCUGCUGUAUGUAUUACUCUAAUUAGCUAAACUUUAAAUAUCAAACUAUUAAGACAUGAUUUAACAAUAUAUCUUAACUUGCAGUACCAUCAAUGAAUUUCUGUUUUUCUCCUCUGCUAUUUUUUAUGAUGAUAAAUAUACCUUAAGUUUGGUUAAGUAAUACACAUAUUUUAAAUCAUAUUUAUAGUUUGGGCUGCAACAAACAAUUAUUGGCAUUAUUUAGUCUAUAAAAUCUCGCAAUUAAAAUGUAUCAGAAGCUUUUAAAAUUGCUGAUUAUGCAUGACCAACAUUCCAAAACCCAAAGAUAUUCAAUUGACAAUUAUAUAAAGAAAAAUAUGCAAAUUCUGACCAAAA
Molecule: messenger RNA, 2018 nt
Organism: Scomber japonicus (chub mackerel)
Lineage: Eukaryota; Metazoa; Chordata; Actinopteri; Scombriformes; Scombridae
Gene: cdin1
Product: CDAN1 interacting nuclease 1
Exons: 12
Coding region: 32-916 (294 amino acids)
Biological process (GO): erythrocyte differentiation
Cellular component (GO): cytoplasm; nucleus
Source: RefSeq, a predicted model, not a curated record